GUGAAUUUGGGUCCUCUGAGCGACUGACAACCUGACGGCGCUAUGGCUGGAUUCUCCACAUUCAUCAUCUUUACCUCUGUGCUCUGUCAGAUCCCAGUGACAGCAAAAACUUCUGGAACUCUGAAGGAGAUGGUUGGUGCCCUUGGUGGAUCUGUGACCUUCAGUCUGAAUUUCACAGAAAAACACGUUCACACUAUUGUAUGGACCUUCAAGACAAUUUCUUUUGCCAUCAUAGUUAAGGACAAUGUCAUAAUGCCUCAAAAUCAUAACAAAGAAAGGAUAGUCUUCCCAGAUGGAAGCUACUCCAUGACACUAAGCCAGCUGAAGAAGAAUGACUCAGGUGUCUACCGGGCAGAGAUUCACAGUACAUCUCUUGAGUCUCCCUUCACCCAGGAAUAUGUGCUGUACGUCUAUGAGUAUCUGUCAAGGCCCAAAGUCACCUUGAAUGGGCAAGACAACAUGAAUGGCACCUGCACAACCAACCUGACCUGCUCCAUAGAUGAGGGAGGAGAGAAUGUGACCUACAGCUGGAAAGCCAUCGGGCAGGGAGUCAAUGAAUCUCGUGACGGUGCCGUCCUCCCCAUCUCCUGGAGAUUGGGAGAAAAAGACAAGACUUUAAUUUGCAUGGCCAGGAAUCCCAUCAGCCAAAGUUUCUCAAUCCCCACCCACAUCCAGGAUCUCUGUGAAGAUGCUGCCAAGGACCGAAAUUCAUCCAGCAUCAUCCUAUAUAUCCUGCCAGUGUUACUUGUACUUGGUCUCUUGCUGGUGAUUAUUCCUGUUGCUAUGCAUACAGAGAAAGGAAAAGUUUCCAAGGAAGACAUGGAGAAAGUGGACAUCCACCGAGAAAAGCCAAACUUCUGUCCCCACUUGGAAGAGAAUCCAGAAUAUGACACAAUCCCUUACAUGAACGAAACAAAUAUGGAAGAGGUAGCAGCAAACACACUUUAUUCUACUGUGCAGACUCCCAAAGUGGUGAAGAGUCCCAGCUCCCUGCUUGCAACGUCAAGGCCGUUAAGCUUUGAAAAUAUUAUCUAGACAGCAGUACUCUCUCUCUUCUCAGUCCAGCUAAACACGAAGAAUUCACCAUUCUCAGUAGAAAUGGAAACUUCUAUCACAGAUUGAAUGUAAAUGCCUCCCCAUGCAUUUGCAUACAGAUGGUGACGGCCAGACUCAAGGAGUUUCAAAGAACAAUGACUCUUGGGGAUUGGCAUGGAGCCCAUUCCUAUUUCAUUUAGUGGAGAAAUUUGUUUCUAGACACCAAAACACCAAUGCUGUGACACAGCCAUACUCCCUUUUUUUCGUAUUUAUAGUAAGAGAUCAAAACAAAGAAAAGAAACAGAAAGAUAAGGAAAAUAUGCAGUUUGAUAAACAGCAUGAAUGCAUUUAAAGCUGUUGGGAAAUUGGGUAUACACAAAGAAGCUACAACGGUGAAAGAGAUGAGCUUCAUUAAAGAGUAACCCCAGACUUUGAACUAGGACAAUAGAAAAGAAGCUCUGAGAGCGAGGUCCUAUCUAUCAAGAAUUCCAACUGAAAAGCCCAUUUGAAAAGAUUUCAUAUAAAAGGAAGAAUGUGUGAACACAGAGCAUCCUACUUCAGUAUAUUAGACUGGAAACGCAUUUCUCUGGAUUCACCUGCGCGGGUUCUCAGAGCCUACUGAAGCCCUGACUCGAAAGGGUGUGGCUCUACCCUGGACCAGCUGCAGAAUUUGGCAAUGUCCAUAUGCUGGUGCCUUUGCAUACAGGCAGAAUGUAGAAGCUAGGAGCCACUGAGGCUUGCUCUGAGUAUAUGUCAAGGUUGGUCUUUCUGAGUGGAACUGUCAAGCAACCUUGCAUGAAACUAUGAAGGCAAAGCCUAGGUUGCAGUAUAGACUCCAAGAUACUGGCACUGCCAGGAACAUGAAGCAUCUGCUGAGAAAACUUCAGGCAUUGAAUAUACCCAAGAAAGAAGUCAUGUGUGCUUUUGUUAGAAUAAAAGGGCCUCCCCAAAUCAACUGGCGCAUACGUGAUGCCACAGCAUACCCAGGAUGCCAGAUACGGAGCUUCAGGAUUUACAUUUCCCUGCUGGGUUUGACCUAGCUUUGAUCUGUUCUUUCUUUGCUGUGCCUAAUCCCUCCCUUUUGGAAUGAUGGAAUGUGAAUGUUUCUUCUACCAUUGUACAUUGUAAGUAUGUAAGUUGUUUUUAAUAUCUUAUAGGGGCUCACAGAUAAGAGUUUGCCUUGCAUCUUAUAAAAGACAUUGGACAUUGAACUGUUAUGGCCGAGGACUCUUAAAGUUCAAUGGAAUACAUUUUGCACCGUGUGAUGACCGUGGGCUUAUGUGAGCCAAGGAGCGACUGUUAUAGAUUCUAUGAGUCUAAAACAUGUUCCACAGGCUCAUGUAUUUGAAGUUUGAAUACUUGGUGUUCAAUUUGGACAACUGAUGGUAUUAUUUAGGGAUGCUGUGGAACCUACAGAAGACAAGGCCUGCCUGGAGAUGGUGCAAACCCAGGAGGAAGACCUUGAAGGUGAUAUUCACUUGUGUCUUUGGGCUGAGCCUUCUGCUUCUACCUCGGGCAGAGUCCUGCCCACCACGAUGUAAAGAAGCAGCCAUUGCAAACACCCUCUAAUGCAGACUGAGCCCCUAUAGCCAUCAUGCCUUCUGAUGAUGGAUUUCAUCGCUGGAACUCAAAACCAAAAUAACCUUCUGCCCUCGUGAGUUGCUUCUAUCAGGAUCCUGGCCUCAAAACAAAAGGACUAACUAAUACAACUUCCUUCCAGAAUAAGCUACUUGUAUGCUGCUUUGGACCCUGAGGUUCAUUGUUCCACUGCUGAGAACUCUCAUCAAACCCAGAGUCUGUAUUCCUUCUGUAAAUGUGACUGUGAAUCUGUCGGUCCUAAGGGGAAAAAAAAGCCCAGAAAUGUACAUAUUAAUUAAGACCUCGGAACAAGAUCUCAAGUCCCAUCCUAUUCUAUAACUUGAGAUCAGAACUAUAACAGGAGACUGCUUACCAGGACAGACAUGUCCAGCACGAGCAGGUUUAACAGCCCAAAAUGAUGUAUUAUUAAUGGAGUCAACAGCUAUGUACCAGGUACUGUGUCAAACUUGACUGUAUUAUUCCAACACACUCUGCUCUUGCUUGACACUUCAUGAACAACUUUACAGAGAGCCACAAAAACAAUGGCUAUACAGUCCCAGAAGGCCCCAUGUGGGCAUGCAGGUGCCAGAGGUCAAAAUCACAAGGAUAGGACAUCCAGCUAAAUCCCUGUGUUUGGCUGGUACCAUCCCCAUUGAGUGUCCAUCACUCAAAGCAUGUGGUGAAGGACAAGGACCCCUUACCUCUACUUCAUUUUUCCCCUGCAUGCUCCAAAAGAAAAGUCUAAGCUCUGGGCCUUUAAAGGAGCCAAUUAUUCUCAAUAUCAAUAGAGAAAUAGCCUGAAUACACGUUUUGGAUCUAGUGAAAGAGCUGGAGUCAAGGGAUAGCUGAGUCUGGGGUUUGAUGGCUUGAAAAUGUUUACAACUGUUAAGAACUUAUGCUAUAUAGAACAGACAUAUUCCUUGCCCCAUAGAACUCAUUUUAAUUUUUUGGUGUUGUGAAAGAGACAUGGGAACACAUAGAGCAGUGUGUGUGUGUGUGUGUGUGUGCACGCAUGCACGUACAUGUGCAUUUGAUAUAUUUCCAGAAUCAGAACUUAUAUAUCUUGAAUGAGAAUGCUAAAGGGGAACCAGGAUUCUAAGACUGAAGGACAUAAACUCAAAUAGCUUUGAAGCAUGUUGAAAAAAGAGGAAGCAUGGUUCUAAAAAGAAGAAGUAUCUGGAGUUAGGAAGCACUCCCAAAUAUAGGACGGAAGCAAAAACAGAAAUACAUCUACAAAAAAGAAAGAGAAAGCCAAGAAACUGGGGGAGGAGGAAGCUUGAGGCUUAAGUCUUAAGGGGAAAUGAAAGCUAAAAAGCUAAAAAUAGGAUGCAUUCCCCAAUACAUGGCAACUCUGUCAAGACCACAAAGGAUUGAGCUAGUCUCUGCCCAGAGCUGGGUAGGCAUUUGUCCAAGGCACAGAUGUAAAUGCUAUUAAAUACUACAGAUCACUGUAUUUAUUACUCUAAUUAAAAAGUAAAAUAUUAUUUAAAUAAAAUCAGUAUGUAUUAAGGAAGGUCCCAAAGUUCUCACGAAGGUGAGGGGAAAGGCCCAUAGCAGCACUUGGAGGCAAGAACCACUUACUAUGCAGCCUGGAGAAACCAGGGCUUCAAGUUUGUCCAGAUAAUAAUAAUUCUGUAAUUUGAUUCUUUUAAAGACAUUGUGGAAUUCACAUACAAGAUAUGCAUUAUGUUGCAAUUUUCCAUAGAAAAAUUCUGGAAACUCCCUAAGAGUGAGCCCAUAAAUAAGGUUAAAUGAGCAAAGGCUUUAAAAGUAUAGGGUAAAGAGCUGGAGGGACGACUCAGCAGUUAUAAGCUGAGCACCAGCUCAUUUUCCAAAGGAGUUUAAUCCUCAAUACUGAGAAGGUGGCUCACAAGCAUCAGUAACUCCAUUUCCAGGGCAUCUUAUACCCUCUUCUGACUUCCAUGGGUACUAUGCAGGCACAUGGUACAUAAACAUACAUGCCAGUAAAUGUCUAUACACAUAAAAUAAUGAAAUUAAGUUAAAUCUUAAAAAAUACGGUUUAUAUAGCCAAGCAUGGGAGACAUAUGCUUAUAAUCUCAGUGUUUGGAAGGCAGAGAAAGGAGGCUAGUUAUAAGUUUGAAGCCAGACUAUAUAGUAAGUUUCAAGCCAGCAAAGGCUAUAUAAUAGGAAGAUCCUUUCAAUAUUAACAAUUAUUAUUUUUGUUAUUGUUAUAAAUUUACAUUUGUCUAAAAUUUAAAGAAAUGUAGUUCAUGGUGGUUAUGUGCUUAUAAUCUUACCACCCAGGAGACUGAAACAGAAAGACUACACAUCUGAGGUCUACUGGGGAUACAUAAUGAGACCUUGUCUCAAAAACAACAAAACAAUGAAGGUUGGACAGGUUUUAUAAAGCUGGAAAACGUAACAGUUAUCAUAAGUGGAGAAGAUCACGUGUAGAAUUGAAUGUGCUCUGUAAGUACUGUUACGUUGAAAGAAACGCCUUGCGUGAAAACAAGCCCCAGCCCAAGCACCCCAUAACUAGGUGUCAAGGUGUGUGCUGUAGUAGCUGUCCUCCAGAGGUGUUGGCAAGGGAGUCAGAAACUCAGAAUCCUCUGCUAACUAGUUCCAGGUCAGCCUGAAAUAAGUGAAACAUUGUUCAAAAGAAAAUUAAGAAGGAAGAAGGAUGUGGGGGAGGAAAGAAGGAGGGAGUGAGGCCAGUGCUUCUCCAUCCUUCAAUUAAUAUGCAAUACAUAUAUUUUUUUAAAAAAAUGUAUGUGUGAAGAAAGCACAUUUAAUCAUUAAUAAUAGUUGUGGGGAGAGCGAAAGCUUAAAUGUCUCAUUAUUUGUUGGUUUUUCUUGUGUGUAUUCAUUUUCCAAAUGCUUCUCCAUUUCAAAAAAUGUGUAUUGUAUAGCGGGAUGGAAAAAAUUGUAAAUAGAUUUUCAGUGAAAAUAGAAGAGUUGGUGUCUGCUAAGAAGAACUGAAGGGGAAAUCUGAAACCCACCUGUUAAAAGUGUGGUGAAGGAAAAUGGAAAAUGCCCCCCCGAGGGAGAACAAAGGAAGACCCUCCCACAGUGAUCACAGGAAAAGAUUAAUUUCGGUCAGGGCAUGACUUGCAUCUGUGGUGGGUUGUGGGCAGGCAAAGAGAGCUGGGCUUUAGAUUCCCCCAUCACUCCCACAUCUCCUCUGUCUGGGAACUAUCUCAUAUGGCAAAAAAUUAGGAUUAGCAUCUUUCCCACCCCACCCCAUCACCACCCUCUCUUGCUUAAACGAAUUAAACGGGGCCUGGAGUCUAUGAACAAUGGUGGGCUCAAAAGGAGGUCCUUUCCUCCUGAGCUCAAGCUGCCAGCAAAGGAAACCACCAACUAGGCAGUGUGAAAAGUCACACCGCCUCGUGGGCCCACCACAUACAGCCCUCGGAGGUAUGUGGUGUGCAACUUGUGAAAUAUGAGCCAUGAAUGCUCGAAUAUAGAAACCUAAUAAAAGGAAGGAGGGGGAGCAAGACUGUAUCAUUUCACAAAGGCACUUGCUCAUGCAUUCACUCAUGCAUGCAUAUUUUUAUCUGUCUAACAGCACUACUGCGUACCACUAAUGUCAGGCACUGUCCAAAAGUACAGAGCAUACAACAGUGAACCAGAACAGUGGUCUGCGCCCUCAGGGUGUUUAUACUCCAGCGAGAGGCCAACAUACAUACUAUCCUGCAAAUAACAAACAGUGGUCAUCACUGGUCACUUACAAUGGGGGGCUUACCUAGGUCAAGGGAAUGGUCAGAGAAUCUUCAAUUCAAUAUUGAUAUGAAAUCUAAAGAUGAAUAACAAGAAGAGGGAAACGUAAAAGAGGCUCCCUGUAGUCAGAGAGCACAGCCAGUGCAAUGCCCUGUGACGAGAAGACCUGAAAGAAAAGAAGUCGCUGUGGCCAGCCCAUAAUGAUCUGUGCUUAUAGAAUGUAGUUACAGUGUAAGAAAACACUGUAAAGGACAAAGCUCGAUGCAGGAUAACAUCUUAGAGGCUAGUGUAGGGGUCCAUGAGAAGCACCAGGAUGUGGAAUGGGGUUGUAGAAUGAAUGUGAAGAAAGAAAAAUGGUUUCAAGAGAUAGACCUCAGGGACAGGAGACUUCUGCUCCCAGAGCGGCCCUGGGGGUGUGUUCAAUGAUCUAAGAGUGGAGACGGGGAGAUUCCCCUUUUCUAGAGACAAAAUCUGGGCCUAAUAAUCAUCAAGGUUAUGGGACUCAUUUGUCGCUUUGACCUGGGAACCCAAAAAGAUUGACACUCAGAGAAAAAAAAUAAACAAGAAAUGCAUUAGCCUUAGCCAACAUUAAGGCAUCUGAAAAUUGGAAAUGAGAUUUUAAAGAUCUGAUGUUUCUUGUAUCAAGGAUCAUCACUAGAAGAAAAUACCAUUAUUGGGUCUCAAGCCAUCCCUGAAAGCUAUCUUUCAUAAGCCGUGUUCAUCACACAAUCAAAAAUAACCAGGCACAGAAGGGAAGCAAAACCCCACAAACAAGAACCUCUGGGUGGGGAGAGACAAUUCUGACUGCAACCCAUAUUCAGUAUCACUUCAUAUUCAGGGGAGAGGGAGGCCCUGAAACCUUCUUCAGUUCAUGAAUCUGUGGACAAAUUUUGAUUUCUAUCUGGCUUAAUUCUAAGUGAUCUUUGUGUUUAUCGCCAUCUGUCAAACUGGCAAACAGAAGAAAAGAGCAA
This is a messenger RNA of Arvicola amphibius (Eurasian water vole), 7265 nucleotides long. RefSeq names its product SLAM family member 7 (gene Slamf7). Gene Ontology annotation, cellular component: external side of plasma membrane. The record is from RefSeq and is a predicted model, not a curated record. The transcript has 7 exons. Bases 43 to 1035 code for a protein of 330 amino acids. Lineage: Eukaryota; Metazoa; Chordata; Mammalia; Rodentia; Cricetidae. Gene Ontology annotation, biological process: T cell activation.